This is a messenger RNA of Rosa chinensis, 829 nucleotides long. RefSeq lists its product as uncharacterized. The coding region runs from base 1 to 774 and encodes 257 amino acids. The record is from RefSeq and is a predicted model, not a curated record. The transcript has 4 exons. NCBI's taxonomy places the organism in Eukaryota, Viridiplantae, Streptophyta, Magnoliopsida, Rosales, Rosaceae.
AUGGUAGACAGGCUAGUGGUUUGCCUCUUUGUUCUGAGACUCAAGGAUGCCCUGGUAGCAAACAUAGAUCUUAGAGUAACACUUGUCUCAUCUGUGUUUUCAAGAAGUGCCUCUUUAGACAUAACAAAGGCAAUGCAUUCAAUUCAAUCACAAGCAAAAGCACGUCUCACUGAUCCCAGAAUCAAGGGUAACCAAGAGUUAGAGGAGAAGAUGAAGAAUAACAAUGACACAAAAGUAAGGCCUAACAACAGGGAAGUCAUCAUCACUGUCUAUGUUGAAUCAGAUUCCCUCUCGUAUCAUCCCAUUAAGAAGAUUAAUCCCAACACAAUCUGCAGAAAGCCUCAUCAGACUGCGACAACACGCAUCUAUGAUCGCCGGGCUCAUCUGCUUGCUUAUGCUCAAGAGCUAAGAAAAACUGCUAAUUCCCAACAGGUGCACUGGCCUAAGAAUGGCUCAAAGCCUAAGCACAAGGAGAAAAAUUUGCAACAAAUUAUCAAACUGAAAAUGUAUGUCAUUACUGAGCAGCUAAAUAGAAAUAGGUUCACAACUCCAGUGAGACUCCGGAGACCAAAAGGUAGCAGAGGGAGGUAUCAGCGAUUAGUACCAGAAGUCGACAUACCGUGCAAUUCCAAAUGGAAUAGUUGCAGCAACAGAAAGGCUACCGAAUCAAAAAGGAAUUCGAACAUGAUGAGGAAGUUGAGGUGUAUGCUGAGAGGAUUGAUGCACUGCAACAAAGGUUCCCAAGUUGAACGGAAACAUCAUCAAGCUGAUUGAUCAUCUGGCUUGUUCAAUUUUGUUACUGUAUUAGUGUAUCAGUUAUGGAUGUUGA